Molecule: messenger RNA, 940 nt
Organism: Caenorhabditis sp. 36 PRJEB53466
Lineage: Eukaryota; Metazoa; Nematoda; Chromadorea; Rhabditida; Rhabditidae
Source: the annotation of a GenBank genome assembly
AUGUCGUGCGCACUUGUAAUCGGUGCCACCUCGACACUGGGUAAAGCUGUUGUCCGAAGAUUGGCAUUCGCCGGGUAUAAAGUGGCCGCCACGGGAGACUGCCCUAAUAGUGUGGGAAAAGUCGCAGAAGACAACAAAAAGGUCUGAAAAAGCUUGGUAAAAAUGGGAGGCUGGAAUGUUUAGGUCGGAGGAGACGUUAGUGCAUUUUCAUUGGACACUUCUAAUCCAGAGCAUCGCAAAAAGCUCAUUCAAAAAGUUUCCGAGAAAUUGGGCGGGCUAGACACACUUGUCAUCGUUCCUCCCCAGAAUACGAUAGUUGGAGAUUUAAUCGAUAGUUCUGAAGCAAACUUUGAUAAGGUUCGUGCUCGUAUCUCUCCGUUUUCAUAUGUUUCUCAUUUUCAGAUGUUCUCUGACGCACUGACAAUUCCGUUCCGAAUCUCACAAGCCGCACUUCCGACUCUUUCUGAGUCCAAGUAAUUUGGUGUUGUUCUCAGUUGAAAGGAAACACAGGUUUUUCUAGAAACGGAAGCAUAAUCUAUCUGGCGUCGUGCUUCGGCUACACUCCAAGCAUCGACAUGGGACUGUUUUCGGUGGCGUCGAACGGAGUGCUCGGAUUGACGAAAGCGGUCGCAUCGAGUGCUGCGAAGAAAGGAGUCCGUGUGAACUGUGUCGUGUCGGGAAUGGUGGAAGGAGACGGCACUGGCGCCGUGUGGGACAACGCGUCGGGGGAAGAAGCGAAGAUCAUCAAGCAACAGCUGGAGUCGAUGAUUCCGUUGGGAAGGGUCGGAAGACCGUCUGACGUCGCCUCAUACGUCGAAUUCCUCGCUUCUGAUAAAGCCAGGUCAGCAAAUAUUCCUGUUUUCUCUCCAAUUAGCUUGUUUUCAGGUAUAUCACCGGAGAGAACUGUAUCGUCGGAGGUGGAGUGUCGUAUCGUCUGUAA